Messenger RNA from Rosa rugosa (rugosa rose), 1208 nucleotides. Its product is annotated as NAC domain-containing protein 71-like. NCBI's taxonomy places the organism in Eukaryota, Viridiplantae, Streptophyta, Magnoliopsida, Rosales, Rosaceae. Gene Ontology annotation, molecular function: DNA binding. Gene Ontology annotation, biological process: regulation of DNA-templated transcription. The record is from RefSeq and is a predicted model, not a curated record. The transcript has a single exon. Bases 1 to 981 code for a protein of 326 amino acids.
AUGACUGUGAAGGAUCUUCCAGUUGGCUUUAAGUUUCAUCCAACUGACCAAGAAUUGUUAGGAUAUUACCUUCGCAGCAAGGUUUCUGGAGAACCAUUCAGGUACGAGCCGCGAAUCAAAAGCUUUGAUCUUUAUGGCAAGACAGAGCCAUGGGACAUAUGGACAGAGUUUGGAGGACCGGAACUAGACCAAAGUGAAGACCUCUAUUUCUUUACCAAACUGAAGAAGAUGGGCGACUCGGCAUCUAUGUAUCGUGCUCGAAGGUCGGGUUCUGGGACCUGGAAAGGUAAGAACAAAGGGGUCACCGUUUAUGAUUCCAAGAAUAAGAAGAUUGUGUUAGGGACACGCAAACUGUUUCAUUAUGAGAAUAAUGAAUCGGAUCAAAACCGUUGUUGGAUCAUGCAUGAGUAUAGCAUUCCUCCUUCAAACACUAGCGAUCUUCCUCAUGAAUAUGUGCUCUGCCGAAUCCGAAUCAAUGUGGAUAGAAGGAGAAAGUUGGUUGCAAAGAAAGUGUCCCAAAACCAUGUUAAUAAUGAGGCCAUUGAUCAUGAGUAUGAACUGGAGGAUCAGACCACUAUGACUCAGGAAACCUAUGCCGAGCUGAAUGACAUUAAUCCACCAUUAGAGGACAAUGAUGCCUUCAACACCAGCACUGAUCAUGUUAGCAAUGCAAGCAAAUCGCUUCACACAUCUCAACCACUGCCAUCAUAUCAUCCUAAAUUAGAGGUUAUGGCAUGUGAAACAAAUGUGGAGCUUACUGAUCAUGACAAUGUUCACGACUAUCCGCUUUAUGAGGAUUAUGUGUUCAACUCGAUCAAUGUUGGUGAUACUCAUCGACUGCAGCACCAGUCUUUCAGAACACUGACCGAGACACUAAAGAGUGGAUCAUACCCUCCAUAUUCUUAUCCCAGCUUCCAAAGGUCCAGUAACAAAGUCGGAGAGAGCAGUGCUGGUGCUGUGGCUAAGGCCGGGCAACAAUAAGCUCAAAGCACAACAAUGAUGUGUGUUUGCAACCAUCCAACAUGGCCUUUGUCCUCUAGGUUGAUAGAUGUAUGGUCUCCAUCUGAUGAAUCAAAAUAUCAGUCCUUUUUAGGAUAAAUAUCUGUGGAGAUUAUGCAUAAGAAUUCAUUUAUAAGGUUGAAACAUCUAUGAUUUCUAUAUCUCUAGUCCUUGACUGGCUUUCUUCAGGUCUUCGACUUGUAGUUGGA